Daucus carota subsp. sativus is the source of this 1080-nucleotide messenger RNA. RefSeq names its product alpha carbonic anhydrase 7-like. Lineage: Eukaryota; Viridiplantae; Streptophyta; Magnoliopsida; Apiales; Apiaceae. Gene Ontology annotation, molecular function: carbonate dehydratase activity; zinc ion binding. Gene Ontology annotation, biological process: one-carbon metabolic process. The record is from RefSeq and is a predicted model, not a curated record. The transcript has 7 exons. The coding region runs from base 94 to 921 and encodes 275 amino acids.
CAUAACUCAUAAUCACAAGUUGCAAUACAAUACAAAACAAACCAAACAUUCAUACUAUUACAAAGCAUAACUCAUAAUCUGAGUCACAAGACUAUGAAGUCCUUUUUCAUCAUCGGGAGCAUUUUGCUUCUCAUUCUGCAUGCACCCACGACAAAAGCUCAAGCAGCCGAAGAAGCAGAUUCGCCGUUAUGCAAUGAAGGUACGAUGCAAUCUCCUGUCGAUUUGACGAACGUGACGGUGGAAACUGUACCGGACUCCGAGCAAGUGUUCACGUUUUACCAGCCUUCCAACACAACUCUGCUAAACAGAGGGCACGACAUAGCCGUUGAAUGGACGGGUGAUGCGGGAUCAAUCGAGAUCAACGGUAUCAACUACCGACUCCAACAACUUCACUGGCAUGUACCUUCCGAGCACACCAUCGAUGGCAAGAGAUACGAUUUGGAACGCCAUGCAGUUCAUGUAAAUUUGGACACCAACGAGACAGCUGUAAUCGGCGCACUCUACCAAAUAGGCGAACAAGAUCCAUUUUUGUCCCAGCUCAUGACAAACUUGACCUAUAUGGUAGAAACAAGCACAAACGAAACAGACCCCGGCGUAAUCGAUCCCAGUGAUAUUACAAGCACUGAUGGUUUUUAUAGAUACAUUGGCUCCCUCACCACUCCCCCUUGUACCGAAGACAUCGUUUGGACCGUCCAGAGCAAAAUAAGGAGUGUUUCACAGCAACAAGUUGACCUGCUUCUAGAGGCUGUUCAUGGGAAUGAAAAUGCCAGGCCAUUGCAACCAAUAAAUGGACGUGACAUCUACCUCUAUGUUCCUUCCAAAGACACGGCCUGGAGUAUUAUUUUCUCUCCCAAAAGGAUCGACUGGAACAUCAUUUUCUCUCCCCUGCAGUAUCUACAACAGAAAUUCUUUUCUGAAUAAAGUUCAGCAGACUUUCCCACGCUACCUGCUCAUGUAAUGUUAGUUUGAAUAAGCAAAAUUAAUUGGGUAUGUUAGUCUUUUAAAUGUGUAAUUUCCUAGUAGUAUAUUGAGAUUUUAGUGUGACGGCAAUAAGAUUUAUUUUCUUUUUGUUGAUCUUAA